Molecule: messenger RNA, 1570 nt
Organism: Plodia interpunctella (Indianmeal moth)
Lineage: Eukaryota; Metazoa; Arthropoda; Insecta; Lepidoptera; Pyralidae
Exons: 6
Coding region: 530-1282 (250 amino acids)
Source: RefSeq, a predicted model, not a curated record
UCAUUAAUUUUUUAAGUUUUUACUACCAACAGAUGUUGCCAUGUGACGUAAAGUUUUUGCCUUGUGAUGUACAGCUGAGAAAUUCUCUGUUCUCAGAAAUGUCAUCCUCAUGAAAAUUUCCGAAAAUUUCUUAAAUAAAUCAUCGGAAAUUUCCUGGUUUUUCGUUUCCCUACAUACUCGAAAAUCGCUAGUAGUAUCUGAAAAUUAUACAAGGAAUCAUAUCAUUUACAAUAUCGAAGAAUCAAUCUCUCGUCGUCAAAUGUUAUUUGUGCAUAUUCAUACACCGUAGCUCAAAUGUAUCAAGUCUGUUUAGUUGUGCUGGUGACUGUACUUGGAAUGCGUGUGGCGAUGCAGAAUCUCAUCUCAACAACGCUACACUUUCUUCAGACAAGAAUGAUUUUUAAGUGAGAAAUACGUGUACAUGAUUAAUUUUAUUUUUUGUCUCGCUUCUAUCGCUUUCGCUAAGUAGAUAUAGUCUUGUGGUCACAGAUUUAUAUAUAUUACUUAAGCGUGGUAAAAUAAAUUCAGAAUGUUUUUUAAAGGUGAUAUUAUAAAAGUGUUAAUUUUCAUUAAAUAUAUAAUCACAAAUGCAAAUUCAGCUAAUAUAGAAGACGUGUACAUCCCAGAGGUGGUGCAAAGCGGUGCUACCGACGUGGUUCUCGGCUGUCAGUACUCCGCACAUGACAAUCAUUCCGUGCAAUGGAUUUUCAAUAACAAUAGUAUACCAAAACAGUGGGCUGUUAGUAUUAGGAACAGUGAUGUUCCUAACAGUCUAGGAAGAUUAGCUUCCAUAAAGCAAAGCCUGUUGAGUUUUCCGCGUAUGACACCAGAAAUGAGCGGGAACUACACAUGUGAAGUACACAGUGGAAGGGCUGUGGUACAGCAGACCAAAAGCCUGUCUGUAUUCAGCCCAGAAAAUGAUUUCGCUUUGGAAAUAAAUCAUCUUAAUAAACUGACAGUUGAUAUUAAGUGCACAGCUUGGGGUCUAUAUCCUAGGCCAGAAUUAACUUUAGAAAUAGACAACAGGUCAGUUUCAAAGCAAGUGCAACGGGUGUGGUGGACAGAAUCCGCGUUCGCGGCUGAAGGAACCGCCAGUCUGCGAGGAUUGACUGCGGGGACACACCAGCUGACGUGCCGACUGUACUUGCCACUGGCUGACUACACCGCUAUAAUGAAGAAGUAUAUCAAUCUUGAUAAUGAAAUAUGUUGUAGUUCACAUUCCUACAUUUCGAGCUCAACAAUAUUAAUUUGUACAAUAUUUAUCUUCCUCGCCAGUAGAUGACGCCGCUGUCACCCAUAGAAAAUAAUCGAUAUAGGUAACAAUCGAUUGUUUACAUAAUAAGACUUGUAAGGAAAACGGGAGUUUAGUUCUGCUUUAAAAAUAAGUAUAGCCUUUUUUUUUUCAUCGUAAUUUUACAUAACCUACCUUAGCAAAUACAUUAUCAUUAUUUAAACCCGCAUGAAAAUCCUUUGCGUAGCAUACAUAGGGACAGACAGAGGGAAUAGCGUCUUUGUUUCAUAUAUUAUGUAUUGAUUUCCAACGAAAAUAAAAAAAAAACACUAUUUAUAA